Blepharisma stoltei is the source of this 700-nucleotide messenger RNA. NCBI's taxonomy places the organism in Eukaryota, Ciliophora, Heterotrichea, Heterotrichida, Blepharismidae. The record is from the annotation of a GenBank genome assembly.
AUGAGCAGCCAACCACGUGGUAUAGUAGAAGUUCUAGCAAAUGUCAGACAGCAGCUAGAAAAGAGAGGAGGCAGAACAGUCCGUGCCUUAGGACGCACCUUUAGAGCUCUUGACUCCUUUGAUGGGAACAAAAAAGUAGACCCUCAAGAGUUUUCAGUCGGUUUAAGAGAAAAUGGAGUCAAUCUUAAUCCUCAAGAGUUAUCUUUUAUAUAAAUAAAUAUAAUAGGUACUAAAAUGGCCUGUAUCUAUUAUUUUUCUAAAAAAUAAAUAAUAAUUUAUAUAUAAUUGAAUUAAAUUUUACAAAAAUCCUAUGCAAAUCCUAUUUCAAUACUUUGACAAAGACGGAGACGGAACAAUCAGCUUUGAUGAGUUCUUAGUCGGUAUCAGAGGAAGACCUAGUGCAAGAAGACAAGCCCUCGUUGACAAAGCCUUCUUAAAAUUCGAUCGAGAUGGAAACGGUUACAUUGAUGCUAAUGAUUUGAGAGGAGUCUACAACUGUCGGUACCACCCUAAAGUACAGAGAGGACAGAUGACAGAGGAUCAAGCAUUUGCAGAAUUCUUGAGCAGCUUUAACGAUAGAAACAGAGAUGGAAGAAUCACGAAAGAUGAGUGGGAUGAAUAUUAUGCAGCUGUCAGCUCAUCUAUUGACAAUGAUGACCACUUUGUCCAGCUGAUGAAAAUGGCGUGGAAACUUGACUAA